Molecule: messenger RNA, 1709 nt
Organism: Mangifera indica (mango)
Lineage: Eukaryota; Viridiplantae; Streptophyta; Magnoliopsida; Sapindales; Anacardiaceae
Product: serine carboxypeptidase-like 45
Exons: 9
Coding region: 109-1623 (504 amino acids)
Biological process (GO): proteolysis
Cellular component (GO): vacuole
Molecular function (GO): serine-type carboxypeptidase activity
Source: RefSeq, a predicted model, not a curated record
CCUCCCUACUUCUAGUCUUCACCUAAGCUUUUCUUUUCUCUUUUCACCUCAAAAGCACAGUCUAACUCUUUCUCUUUCUAGCUUCUUUAUUCUCUACUGUAAAAAGCCAUGUCUUCUCUACACAGGAAAAUGCAAGCAUUGGCUGCAAUUUUGAUCCAGCUAUGCUUUUGCAUACAAGUGGAGUCCAACUCCAAUCCUUAUACUUGUGAUGAUAGAAUCACUUGGUUACCGGGUCAACCUCUAGUCGGGUUUCAACAUUAUUCAGGUUAUGUGACCGUGGAUGAGAAGAAACAGAAAGCUCUGUUUUACUACUUCUCUGAAGCUGAAAUAGAUCCUGCUUCUAAGCCUCUUGUUCUCUGGCUCAAUGGAGGUCCUGGUUGCUCUUCUCUGGGAGUUGGGGCUUUUUCUGAAAAUGGGCCUUUUAGACCCAGUGGAGAGGUGCUGGUCAGGAAUGAAUAUAGCUGGAAUAGAGAAGCAAACAUGUUAUAUCUGGAGACUCCAAUUGGAGUUGGCUUCUCUUAUUCAACAGACACCUCCUCCUAUGAAGGUGUCAAUGACAAGAUUACUGCAAGGGACAAUAUGAUGUUCUUGCAAAACUGGUUUGUGAAAUUUCCACAGUACAGAAAUAGAAGUCUGUUCAUCACAGGAGAGAGCUAUGCUGGUCACUAUAUACCCCAACUGGCUCAACUUAUGCUUGAAUUCAACAAGAAGGAGAGAUUGUUCAAUUUGAAAGGAAUUGCUCUGGGAAAUCCAGUUUUGGAGUUUGCUACUGAUUUCAAUUCCAGGGCUGAAUACUUUUGGUCUCAUGGACUGAUAUCUGAUUCCACAUACACUAUGUUCACCUCUUUCUGCAACUAUUCACGAUAUGUCAGUGAAUAUUACAGAGGCUCUGUCUCUGCCAUAUGUUCAAGGGUAAUGAGCCAAGUGAGCAGAGAAACCAGCAGAUUUGUUGACAAAUAUGAUGUCACUCUUGAUGUUUGUGUAUCGUCUGUGCUCUCACAAUCCAAAGUUCUUACUCCCAAGGUGACUACUACCAUUUACUCUUUAUCAUUUAUGAAUUGUGUUUCAUCUUUUAGCACAACUCAACACAUCCAAUUUCUUAAUAAUUGUCUUCUCUACAAUCAUUUUUCUCUGCAGCAAAUGGGUGAAACAGUAGAUGUAUGUGUGGAAGACGAAACUGUUAAUUAUCUUAACAGGAAAGAUGUGCAGCAGGCUCUUCAUGCUCGCCUCGUAGGAGUCCGCCGUUGGGACGUUUGCAGCAACAUCCUAGACUAUGAGUUGCUUGACCUGGAAAUACCAACAAUCACUAUUGUUAGACAGCUUAUCAAGGCUGGAAUCCCAGUUCUGGUGUACAGUGGUGACCAGGAUUCUGUUAUCCCAUUAACCGGAAGUCGAAAAUUAGUGAAUGGACUGGCAAAGGAAUUGAACCUCAGAACCACUGUGCCUUACAGGGUAUGGUUUGAGGGGCAGCAGGUUGGUGGAUGGACCCAAGUUUAUGGCGAUAUCCUAUCAUUUGCCACCAUUAGAGGAGCAUCCCAUGAAGCUCCAUUCUCACAGCCUGAGCGAUCACUAGUGCUUUUCAAGGCAUUCUUAGAUGGCCAGCCUCUUCCAGAAGCCUUCUGAUUUGUUAAUCAGGUCUUUGAUGGGUGUUAUAUAUGGGAUUUAAUUUAAUUGGAUGCAAGCAAAUAAUACAUCUCUAUCCAAGCAAA